Messenger RNA from Klebsormidium nitens, 910 nucleotides. The record is from the annotation of a GenBank genome assembly. Lineage: Eukaryota; Viridiplantae; Streptophyta; Klebsormidiophyceae; Klebsormidiales; Klebsormidiaceae.
GGAGGAUGAGCAACCGAACGGGUACAUCAUGAACAAAGCUAUAAAGGAGCUCGAGGCGUGGGCGGUCCUGAAUUCGUACUGGGUUGACACCGAUAACACCGACGACAAGGCGAACCUGCUCCUCGACCUCAUCUACUCCAAGAAGACCCUCCUCCAGCUCCUCUACCAGCAACGGCCCAGCGACGAGUUCAACCUGGACUCGUACGACAAGCAAGUGAAAGCUCACAUGCACGAUCCCCCAACAGCUGCGGGGUACAAGCUGGUCCUUAGCUCUCAUCUUUUCAUGGGUGAAGGGACGGAUGCAAUCAAGGACCCCGUUCCUGCAGGUUCCCGGAACAGGGAAGACGAAGCCCAGAUCAAGGUCAACAUGGUGGACGGCGGUGGUGACGAGAACCCCCGCUUUUACGCCAAGAAGAUGACGUCCGCUGUGCUGUUCAUGCGCGGCGAGUACGAGCUGCUCAUUUGUGCGACGCGCGCUGCCGGGUGGAGUGCGUACAACCCCGUGGAGCGCGGUCAGUGCUACCUAACCCAGGCGUUGGACGGCUGCAUCUUCGAGUCGGACUUCUAUGGCAAAGCGCGUCUAAAAACGGACGGUUCGGCAGCGUCGGACGCGGACGCCAAGCUCGAGAGACGAAAUUUUGAGUACGCGGUGGAAAAGUGCCGGGACACGUUGGACAGGUCGGCGGCAUUCGACAGGGAGAUCAAGGCCGUCGUUCCCCCCUCUCCCGAGACCAGCUCCCCGUUUGUGUUCAUCGACGACGAGGCGUUCGAAAGCUACCGCAAGAGCAGCGGGGAAGGCGGCUGUGGAUGCCAAGCUGAAGAUCGUUGCACAAGCGCGCGGUGCCGAAAGUGUUGGGACCAAGGUUUGCCGUGCACCAAGCGCUGCGGGAAGUUGCUGGUAUUGCAGUAG